CAAGUUCCGUUUUCAUAGUGUUUAGGAGAGUUCUUCCCGAUUCGGAAGCCAGUUAAGGCCGAAGGAAGUGUGGGGUGUGAGGACGUUCAAGUUGUAUGGCAAAUUGAAAUUUCGAUGUGGGAGAAACACUUGAUACGUUUGGCGAACACCGUUGAACGUGUAUGAACUAGAAGCGUAAGAAAAUGAGGAAAUUCGAUCAUGCAUAUAGUUAUCGACUUUUCGAUUUGCUUUCAAACGCAGCACAUGCCUCACAAUGCAAGAGAAUUACAACCGUGGUGUUCCAGUUAACACAAAAUAGUUGUUCCAUUUCUCGUGAACUGUAUGUAGUUGUAACGAAGAAUCGAUUGGAACAACUCAGGGAAAACAAAACUAGGUAUGCGGCAGGGAUAUCGGAUGUCAUACUUGAUUCAGGAGGGUUUCUCGUGCUGUCUGGUGAACCGCACUUUGCACUCACGCUGUUUGGAGGUUUCCACAAGCGAGGCUGAUUUUACUGGUAGGAUCAGUCAGUCGUUGUGUGGCGGCCGGCAAAGUCUUUUCGGUUUGAUUAAGGAUAAGAUUGAAUUCGGUUAUACCACAACUGUAGUGAAAUUAAUGAAGUGAAUUUCAGUGAAUAUGCCAAACUGUUAUUAAAUUUGAAGUUAUUUUAUUAUUUAGAAUUUUGGGAUUUAUCUUUCUGUGGAGUAUUGUUUUCGAUUCAGAAAUUCCAUAGUUUUACCCAUCCUAUAAAGUGAGAACAUAUAAGAAACAUCUAGAAACCAAACCAUUUGUUUCCUGAAAUGACGGAUGAACGAACGCCAUUAACUUUGGGACCACCGCCCCCACUGGAUACGGAUGAUCCCGGAUACAUUCAUCAUGUCAAAAGUCACGAAACGUAUCGGGAGCGGCAGGUGAAAACCUUUCAGUGCUGGAUCUGUUCGGCCAUCUUGGGGGCUUUCAUGAUUGGAAUCAUCAUUAGCCUGAGCUACAUAAUUCUGGGCGAUCCGGUUCCGUUUAGCAACAGCACCGAUCAGGAUACCGCGAAUGUGACUCAACCAUCGGCUGGUUUUCCGGAUAUUUUUAAUCUCAUUAGCUUCCCAUUGAAUGAUGAGCCAAUUCCAGCUUGGGACGCUCCGAAUGUUACCGAUCAGGAGUUAGCGGACGCCAUAUCUGAGGGGGAGAAGGCACUCGGUGACAAAGAACUGCUGGAAGAAGCGCUAACGGCUCCACCAGUAAACUCGCCAACAUACCGACAUCAGCGGGCCGUCAGUACGACCCUAGCUGCUAGACUGGCAUCGAAAAUUGGCUACGUUGAGAACAAGGCCACCAAAGCGAUUGCCAAGAAGUUUAACAUCGGCAAACGUCAUCGCCGGUGGAGUAUUGGAAAGGGUCCAGCCACAAAAGUGAUUCAUCAGAACGAAACACAGAGAUGCGAUUUCAACGCUCGAUAUCGCAGUAACAACGGAACGUGCAAUAAUCAGAAAUACCCUUUCAGUUAUGGAGUGGCGUUGAUCCCCUUUCGACGUCAGCUGACACCGGACUAUGGAGAUGGCGUUUCGAGCCCUCGAACCAGUGCUGAUGGGAAGGAGUUGGCUAGUGCUCGUCAGGUUUCGAUAGACAUUCAUCGGCCAUCGUACCAUAGCGAUCCAAAUUUUACCGUAAUGUUGGCAGUCUGGGGACAAUUUUUGGAUCACGACAUAACCUCGACGGCUUUGAAUCAGGGUGUGGGUGGAAAAGCAAUAGAAUGCUGUGAUCCUGGACAACCUUUACAUCCGGAAUGCUAUCCAGUGCCGCUUGGCCCGGGUGAUCCUUACUUCCAUGAAUACAAUCUAACCUGCAUGAACUUUGUUCGCUCGAUUCCGGCACCAACAGGGCAUAUAGGACCACGCCAACAGUUGAAUCAGGCAACUGCAUAUAUUGACGGAUCUGUCGUGUAUGGAUCUGAUGAUGCCAAAGUGCGAAGAUUACGUACAGGUCGAGAAGGCAAACUACGUAUGCUGACUACACCGGACGGCCGAGCGUUGCUUCCAACAUCUACAGAUCCGAACGAUGGAUGCAAUGAAGAGCAGAUGAACGCCGCCGGAAAGUAUUGUUUUGAAUCCGGAGAUGAACGUGCUAACGAAAAUCUUCAUCUUACUUCGAUGCAUUUGAUCUGGGCCAGGCAUCAUAAUAGCUUGGCAGAGGAACUGAAAAAAGUCAACCCUGACUGGGACGAUGAGCGUUUGUUUCAGGAGGCGAGAAGAAUUCUUGCCGCGCAGAUGCAACACAUAACCUACAACGAGUUUUUGCCACUGAUUAUCGGGGCAGACAACAGUGAAAAGAUGGGUAUAAGUCCGGAUCCAGAAACUGAUAAAGACUCGUAUAACGCAACCGUAGAUCCUUCUAUUGCCAAUGUUUUCGCAGCGGCAGCAUUUCGGUUUGCGCACACUCUUCUUCCUGGUCUGAUGCAGAAGACAAGGGAUCCAACUUCGUCCCGUUCCGGAAUAGAGCUCCACAAAAUGCUCUUCAAUCCGUACUCCCUGUACGGUAAAAGUGGCCUCGAUGAUGCAAUCGGUGGAGCCAUGAGUACCGCACUGGGUAAGUACGAUCGCUACUUCACCAGUGAGUUGACGGAGCAUCUGUUCGAGAAACCAUCGGAUCUGUUAACCGAUCGACCCUGUGGGCUGGAUUUGGUUUCGCUAAACAUUCAACGCGGUCGGGAUCAUGGGUUACCUUCGUAUCCCCACUGGAGGAAGCACUGCCAUCUACCGCCGGUAGAUAGUUGGGCACAGGUCGGUGAAGCGGUUGAUCCGGGAUCGCUGGAACAGAUGCGUAAGAUUUACCAGCAGCCAGAAAACGUCGAUGUUUAUUCCGGCGCGUUAAGUGAACCUCCCGUCAAGGGAGGAAUCGUAGGACCAUUGCUUACAUGCCUGAUCGGGGACCAAUUUCUUCGGCUUAAACAAGGUGAUUCAUUUUGGUACGAACGCCGAAAAGGUCCUCAACGGUUCACGAGAGACCAGUUGCAUCAAAUCUACAAUACUCGAUUGUCCAGCAUAAUAUGUCGCAAUUCUGACGCCAUUUCCCACUCUCCAGUCUAUCUGAUGCGAAAGGUCAGUGAAAUAAACAAUCCGGAGCUGCCAUGCGUUGAGCUGGAUUCGUUCGAUUUCGAAGUAUUUCGAGACAGAAAAGGUGCACCAUCGGCUAGGGUUAAGGUACCCAACAGCAAGAUGAACGUUGUGGUGAGGCCACUGACCACGGUUAAAAGUAUUACUGGUGCUGAAGUUUUAACAGAACCCAACGCUCCUUUUACCACUGAUUCUGAGCCUAUGACGAGUACCGUUGCUUCAUAAUUUGUGUAAUUUCAAGUGGUAGAUUUAACUGUCGAUGACAAAAUGCAAUAAAGCGAUAAAAAUAUUCUUUAUUGAAGAGUGCGUCAUAAUCAGUGAGCUUUUGUUAGGAAAAUAAAUAAAAGGAUAGAGAUUCUCCAAGUAUGGUUUUUUCUAGUCCUUUUAAAAUGA
Uranotaenia lowii is the source of this 3473-nucleotide messenger RNA. It is a transcript of the gene cd, whose product is annotated as chorion peroxidase. The record is from RefSeq and is a predicted model, not a curated record. Gene Ontology annotation, molecular function: peroxidase activity; heme binding. Gene Ontology annotation, biological process: response to oxidative stress. The transcript is spliced from 5 exons. The coding region runs from base 777 to 3305 and encodes 842 amino acids. NCBI's taxonomy places the organism in Eukaryota, Metazoa, Arthropoda, Insecta, Diptera, Culicidae.